AUUUAUCCUUCAUGCUAAGAAGACAGCCUUUGUUAUCGAGCAUGAUUUUAUUAUGGCAACUUACCUGGCUGAUCGAGUCAUAGUCUUCGAGGGGCAGCCAGCGAUUGCGGCUACUGCCACACCACCACAAUCUCUUCUGUCUGGAAUGAAUAAAUUCCUGGCAUCAUUAGAGAUCACAUUCAGGAGGGAUCCUACCAAUUUCAGACCGCGUGUGAAUAAGCUCAACAGUGUAAAAGAUCGGGAACAGAAAAAUAUGGGCAACUACUUCUUCCUCGAGGACUAGAUUCCAAUCAUAUAUAUGUCAGCUAAGAAGGGUGGUGCACUGGAACAUGGUGUAGGAUAGGGGUUGUAACUUGUAGUUUAAGUGUUUGGAUCACAUAGGAAACUACACUUUUAUUGUACUCGAUUACUGUACAGGUCACUGCGAACACAGGUGCGACAGCCUUGGGUGUCAAUGCAGAACGUUGACAACUUCGACUGA
Serpula lacrymans var. lacrymans S7.9 is the source of this 481-nucleotide messenger RNA. RefSeq lists its product as uncharacterized. The coding region runs from base 53 to 283 and encodes 76 amino acids. The record is from RefSeq and is a predicted model, not a curated record. The transcript has 3 exons. Lineage: Eukaryota; Fungi; Basidiomycota; Agaricomycetes; Boletales; Serpulaceae. Gene Ontology annotation, biological process: ribosomal subunit export from nucleus; translational termination; translational initiation. Gene Ontology annotation, molecular function: ribosomal small subunit binding; iron ion binding; ATP binding.